Lynx canadensis (Canada lynx) is the source of this 855-nucleotide messenger RNA. It is a transcript of the gene PHOX2A, whose product is annotated as paired like homeobox 2A. NCBI's taxonomy places the organism in Eukaryota, Metazoa, Chordata, Mammalia, Carnivora, Felidae. Gene Ontology annotation, biological process: regulation of transcription by RNA polymerase II. Gene Ontology annotation, molecular function: DNA-binding transcription factor activity, RNA polymerase II-specific; RNA polymerase II transcription regulatory region sequence-specific DNA binding. The coding region runs from base 1 to 855 and encodes 284 amino acids. The transcript is spliced from 3 exons. The record is from RefSeq and is a predicted model, not a curated record.
AUGGACUACUCCUACCUCAAUUCGUACGACUCGUGCGUGGCGGCCAUGGAGGCGUCCGCCUACGGCGAUUUCGGCGCCUGCAGCCAGCCCGGCGGCUUCCAGUACAGCCCCCUGCGACCCGCCUUCCCUGCGGCUGGUCCACCCUGCCCCGCGCUCGGCUCUUCCAACUGCGCGCUUGGCGCUCUACGCGACCACCAGCCCGCGCCCUACUCGGCAGUGCCCUACAAGUUCUUCCCGGAGCCGUCGGGCCUGCACGAGAAGCGCAAGCAGCGGCGCAUCCGCACCACGUUCACGAGCGCGCAGCUCAAAGAGCUGGAGCGCGUCUUCGCAGAAACUCACUACCCCGACAUUUACACGCGCGAGGAGCUGGCGCUCAAGAUCGACCUCACGGAGGCUCGCGUGCAGGUCUGGUUCCAGAACCGCCGGGCCAAGUUCCGCAAACAGGAGCGUGCCGCCAGCGCCAAGGGUGCGGCGGGCGCGGCGGGCGCCAAAAAGGGCGAGGCGCGCUGCUCGUCCGAGGACGACGACUCCAAGGAGUCCACGUGCAGCCCUACGCCCGACAGCACCGCGUCGCUGCCGCCGCCGCCCGCCCCCGGCCUGGCCAGCCCGCGUCUGAGCCCCAGCCCGCUGCCUGCCGCCCUGGGCUCCGGGCCCGGCCCUGGCCCCGGGCCACAGCCGCUCAAGGGCCCCUUGUGGGCCGGCGUGGCGGGCGGCGGGGGCGGCGGGCCGGGCGCGGGCGCGGCGGAGCUGCUUAAGGCCUGGCAGCCGGCGGAACCCGGGCCGGGGCCCUUCUCGGGGGUUCUGUCCUCCUUCCACCGGAAGCCUGGGCCGGCCCUGAAGACCAAUCUCUUCUAG